AUCAAUGUAAAUAAUAUCUAUCGAAUCUUCACUGAUGAUCAUUCAUUAGUUCCGGUCAGAAUCCGCAACUCCUACUGUCUUAUUCUCAAUCGUCCUUUUUAAUCUUAAUAUUGCUUUUUUUCCUUAGAAGGAAGUAAGAAACAGUAAAAUGGCUAAUCACUCUAUCGGAAUCGAUCCUUACACUGAGCGCAAAGCUUUUGACGAGACAAAAGAAGGUGUAAAAGGGCUCAUCGACGCUAAAAUCACCGAAAUCCCUCGAAUUUUCCACAUCCCUAAAGAUACCUUACCCAACAAGAAACCAUCUGUCUCUGUUUCAGACCUAGCGAUCCCUACCCUCGACUUUGCAAGCAUCGGCGUCGACAAAGCGUCGCGUGAAGCCGUCGUGGAGAAAGUCAAAUAUGCGGUGGAGAAUUGGGGAUUCUUCCAGGUGAUUAACUAUGAUGUUCCUUUGGACGUUCUUGAAGAGAUUAAAGAUGCUGUUCGUAGGUUUCACGAGGAAGAAGAUCAUGAGGUCAAGAAAUCAUAUUACUCGCGUGAUUUCACCAAGAACAAAUUUACAUAUAGCAGUAACUUUGAUCUGUACAGUUCCUCACCUUCUCUUACUUGGAGAGAUUCUAUCUCUAGUUACAUGGCUCCUGAUCCUCCUACGCCUGAGGAGCUCCCAGAGACUUGCAGGGAUGCUAUGAUUGAAUACACAAAGCAUGUGCUGAGUUUAGGCGAUUUGCUCUUUGAACUUCUCUCUGAAGCACUAGGUUUGAAAUCUGAGAUCCUUAAGAGCAUGGAUUGCUUGAAGAGUUUGCUUAUGAUCUGCCACUAUUACCCACCUUGUCCACAACCUGACCUAACUUUAGGUAUAAGUAAACACUCAGAUAACUCUUUCCUCACGGUUCUUCUUCAAGACGAUAUCGGUGGUCUUCAGAUUCUUCAUCAAGACUCUUGGGUCGAUGUCUCUCCUCUUCCGGGAGCUCUCGUUGUCAAUAUUGGAGAUUUCUUGCAGCUGAUAACAAACGAUAAGUUUAUAAGUGUGGAGCAUAGGGUGCUUGCGAAUACACGAGGCCCAAGGAUAUCAGUAGCAAGCUUUUUCAGCUCAAGUAUACGUGAGAACUCAACAGUUUAUGGACCGAUGAAAGAGCUUCUGUCUGAAGAAAACCCUCCAAAAUACAGAGACACAACCUUAAGAGCAUACUCAGAAGGAUACUUUAAGAAAGGUCUUGAUGGAACAUCGCAUCUGUUGAAUUUCAGGAUAUGAAACUAACGAGAUAUAUAUAAAGAGUAAUAUUGUCUUGUUUGUUUGUAAGUAUUCGUACCAUAUAUAUAUAUUGGUGUGUUCCUUGCAUCAGCUACUCUGUUCUUGGCUCUGCAACACUUAAAUCAAUGUACCAAAAAUAAGAAGAAUUAAUGUGUUUAUUAUGUGUGUUAAGCUACUCUGUAUAUGGAUCUUUAUUCUUUA
This is a messenger RNA of Camelina sativa (false flax), 1450 nucleotides long. RefSeq names its product 1-aminocyclopropane-1-carboxylate oxidase homolog 11. The record is from RefSeq and is a predicted model, not a curated record. Lineage: Eukaryota; Viridiplantae; Streptophyta; Magnoliopsida; Brassicales; Brassicaceae.